UUCCUCGGGUCGCCCGGGCCGGGCGGCGGUGAGUCCUAGAACCGCUGUCCCUCUCUCCCCUCCGCCUCCAGCAAUCUGGUCGUGCUUCCCGCUCGGCGGCGAGAUGGCGGAGGGCAGCCGAGCGAGUGGAAAAGAGCGCCGGCACCGCCGCCGUUCGGCCGAAGACAGGGAGCCGGAGAGGAAGAAGAAGAAGCGGCUGCACCAAGAAGUGAAGAAAAUCAAACACGUCGAGACCUUUUACGAGAAGCCACCACCAGGAAUGAUUAAGGAAGAUGAUGACAAGCCGGAAGAUUGUAUUCCAGAUCUGCCGGGUAAUGAAGAAGCUAGAGACUUCCUAGCCCAUGCUCCGACCAGAGGACUUUGGAUGCCAUUGGGAAAAGAAGUAAAAGUCAUGCAGUGUUGGAGAUGCAAAAAUUUUGGACACAGAACUGGGGAUAGAGAAUGUCCCUACUUCAUUAGCGGAAAUCAGAAAUUGGAACAGUUCAGAGUAGUAAGUCAGAACACAUUUCAUAAUACCCUUUUUGGCUGGAAUGUCAUCCUGUUAUUGCUGACACUCCCACAGCUUCUACAGGUGAAGUUUUCUCUGACCGUUAGACAGGAGAGAUUAGUGCUGAAGGUGCAGCCCUGUCGACAUUUAUUAUUUUGCUUUACUUCACAAUCCUUGAUAAUUGAGAGGAAGAAAAAUAGACACGGGUCCAUUGUCAGUGAGGAUAGAUAUUUAAUUACAGUAAUGUGGCCAUUUCUUUCCAGGAUACAGCAGCUGAAACAGAUGUUAGAAGACAGUACUUCGGACAGUCAGAGUUCCAGUUCCUCAGAUUCCAGAGAACGGCUCAAGAAGAAGAGGAAGAGAAAAGAGAAGAAGAGGAAAAAAAAGAAGAAAAGAAAGAAACAUAAAGCAGAAAAAUCAAGUGACAGUUCAGAAUAAGGCAAAAAGACUUGAAUGUUAUGAGCUAUUUUUCCCCAAAGUGGAAAAGUGAGAAAUGGUUAUAUUCAUGAACAAGAGUUUAUUUUGAGCAACGUUAUAAAUAUCACAUUUUCAACUUGAUUGGGAAGUAACUGAAAAUCAACAACCCCAAAAUUUAGACUGGAUGGUUGUCUUUAUUCUUAAGCAUGACCUGUAAUAUAUAAUCCAUCCUCUUAUGUGUGGCUUAUACUGACCUUAUCUUUUACUUACUGGUCUUCAACCUGGGUGGGUCAGUUUAAAGACCAGACUGUGAAAAUAUCUUCAUUAUAAUAGUUGUAAUGGUGAAAGACAUCUUUUGAUUUUUGUACUAAAGAAGUGUAAGCCUAACCUGUUGCAGUGGAAAUUAAAAUUACUUUACCACUGGCA
This is a messenger RNA of Leucoraja erinaceus (little skate), 1330 nucleotides long. It is a transcript of the gene rp9, whose product is annotated as RP9 pre-mRNA splicing factor. The record is from RefSeq and is a predicted model, not a curated record. NCBI's taxonomy places the organism in Eukaryota, Metazoa, Chordata, Chondrichthyes, Rajiformes, Rajidae. Gene Ontology annotation, biological process: RNA splicing. The transcript has 7 exons. Bases 104 to 925 code for a protein of 273 amino acids.